CUUUGUCUUUAAGGAUGUAAGCCAGUCACCAGCUUGUUCAUAUUUGUAGCCUUGAAAAAUAAAACUGUCUUUUUUUUUUCUUUCUUUCUUUUGUGCGUGUACCUUGUCAUAUGUCUAUCCUUCGUUCUAUUGCUACACGCACUAUGCGCAACAGUGUUUGCUUGCAUAGACGUGCUUAUACGACUACCAGUACAGUACAAGAUCCCCGAGUUGAAUUACUCGAAGCUACUUUACCUUUUGUCAAACAAUAUGGCUGGACUAUGGAGAGUAUGAUGCGAGGUGCUCGUAGUUUAGGUUACCCUUCUGUUGCCCAUGGUAUCUUUUCUGGUGGAGAAGCAGGUUUGAUUGAUGUCCAUUUGGCUGUCCAAAGAGAGACAUUUGUUGAUAUGAUAAAGGAAAAGGAAGAAAAGGGCGAACUGGAAGGAUUAAUGAUGAAUGAAAAGAUCAAGUUGCUUACCUGUAUGCGUUUGGAAUUAAACAAGCCUUAUAUUCGUCAAUGGCCUGAAGCACUUGCUAUUAUGGCACAUCCUGCUCAUGUCCCCAUGUCUCUUAAGCAUUUGGGUGAUAUUGUGGAUGAUAUUUGGUAUUAUGCAGGUGACAGAAGUCCUGAUUUUCACUGGUAUACCAAGCGUGCAUCUUUAGCUGCAGUCUAUAGUGCAACAGAUAUUUUCAUGACACAGGAUUUAAGUCCAAACUACAUUGAAACAGAACGCUUCUUGUCAAGAAAACUGGAUCAAGUAGAUUCAAUUGAAUCUUCUGCACGCCAAGUAAGUCACUUUAAGAAUAACACAAUCCAUUCAUUUUUUUUUAGUUAAGUACAAUGUUGGAAUUUGGUGCUAAAAGUAUGUUAAGCGCAUUGGCUAAUCGUGGAGGUCGAUUUUAAUAAAUUAUAUAUAUUAUAUACAAACAAA
Messenger RNA from Gilbertella persicaria, 911 nucleotides. Its product is annotated as COQ9-domain-containing protein. Gene Ontology annotation, cellular component: mitochondrial inner membrane. Gene Ontology annotation, molecular function: lipid binding. Bases 111 to 815 code for a protein of 234 amino acids. The record is from RefSeq and is a predicted model, not a curated record. The transcript has 5 exons. Gene Ontology annotation, biological process: ubiquinone biosynthetic process. NCBI's taxonomy places the organism in Eukaryota, Fungi, Mucoromycota, Mucoromycetes, Mucorales, Choanephoraceae.